Molecule: messenger RNA, 2138 nt
Organism: Pan troglodytes (chimpanzee)
Lineage: Eukaryota; Metazoa; Chordata; Mammalia; Primates; Hominidae
Gene: PSMD12
Product: proteasome 26S subunit, non-ATPase 12
Exons: 11
Coding region: 338-1708 (456 amino acids)
Cellular component (GO): cytoplasm; proteasome regulatory particle, lid subcomplex
Source: RefSeq, a predicted model, not a curated record
AAAUCAUAUUUCGAAGCAGGGGUGUAGGGGUAUAUGAGAUGGUCUGUUCUAUUACACUCGCUUUUCUCAUCGCAAAUUUUAGAUAAAAAGUCUGAUGUUCCCAGAGACAAAACCUGACGCUGCAGGCUGGAGUGGCGAGUCCCGCCCCGCGCGCCUCAAGCCCCACCCCCAGGCUGUCCGCGGCAGUGCCUGAGUGGCAACCAGCGCCGGGGACCUCGAGGGGUCCUUCGCGUGGGCUCCCGAUGGGCUGCCUGAGCGGGUGCGCGGGCAACUUCCGGUGUGGGUGACGAGUGGUGGCCGAAGCAGGGGUACAGCAAGGGACGCUCAGGCGGGGACCAUGGCGGACGGCGGCUCGGAGCGGGCUGACGGGCGCAUCGUCAAGAUGGAGGUGGACUACAGCGCCACGGUGGAUCAGCGCCUACCCGAGUGUGCGAAGCUAGCCAAGGAAGGAAGACUUCAAGAAGUCAUUGAAACCCUUCUCUCUCUGGAAAAGCAGACUCGUACUGCUUCCGAUAUGGUGUCUACAUCCCGUAUCUUAGUUGCAGUAGUGAAGAUGUGCUAUGAGGCUAAAGAAUGGGAUUUACUUAAUGAAAAUAUUAUGCUUUUGUCCAAAAGGCGGAGUCAGUUAAAACAAGCUGUUGCCAAAAUGGUUCAACAGUGCUGUACUUAUGUUGAGGAAAUCACAGACCUUCCUAUCAAACUUCGAUUAAUUGAUACUCUACGAAUGGUUACCGAAGGCAAGAUUUAUGUUGAAAUUGAGCGUGCGCGACUGACUAAAACAUUAGCAACUAUAAAAGAACAAAAUGGUGAUGUGAAAGAGGCAGCCUCCAUUUUACAGGAGUUACAGGUGGAAACCUACGGGUCAAUGGAAAAGAAAGAGCGAGUGGAAUUUAUUUUGGAGCAAAUGAGGCUCUGCCUAGCUGUGAAGGAUUACAUUCGAACACAAAUCAUCAGCAAGAAAAUUAACACCAAAUUUUUCCAGGAAGAAAAUACAGAGAAAUUAAAGUUGAAGUACUAUAAUUUAAUGAUUCAGCUGGAUCAACAUGAGGGAUCCUAUUUGUCUAUUUGUAAGCACUACAGAGCAAUAUAUGAUACUCCCUGUAUACAGGCAGAAAGUGAAAAAUGGCAGCAGGCUCUGAAGAGUGUUGUACUCUAUGUUAUCCUGGCUCCUUUUGACAAUGAACAGUCAGAUUUGGUUCACCGAAUAAGUGGUGACAAGAAGUUAGAAGAAAUUCCCAAAUACAAGGAUCUUUUAAAGCUUUUUACCACAAUGGAGUUGAUGCGUUGGUCCACACUUGUUGAGGACUAUGGAAUGGAAUUAAGAAAAGGUUCCCUUGAGAGUCCUGCAACGGAUGUUUUUGGUUCUACAGAGGAAGGUGAAAAAAGGUGGAAAGACUUGAAGAACAGAGUUGUUGAACAUAAUAUUAGAAUAAUGGCCAAGUAUUAUACUCGGAUAACAAUGAAAAGGAUGGCACAGCUUCUGGAUCUAUCUGUUGAUGAGUCCGAAGCCUUUCUCUCAAAUCUAGUAGUUAACAAGACCAUCUUUGCUAAAGUAGACAGAUUAGCAGGAAUUAUCAACUUCCAGAGACCCAAGGAUCCAAAUAAUUUAUUAAAUGACUGGUCUCAGAAACUGAACUCAUUAAUGUCUCUGGUUAACAAAACUACGCAUCUCAUAGCCAAAGAGGAGAUGAUACAUAAUCUACAAUAAGGGUCUUAAUGCUUUAGAAAAAAGUUAAAAUUGGAAGUCAUUUAAAAAAGACUGUUAUAAUGGUGUAUAUGUUGGGGUUUUUUUUCUAAGCUUCUUUGUCUUAAAGUUUAAAAUAGUGAAUAUGUUUGAGACUCCCUUUGACCUUUCAGUUCCCCAAGUUCAUUGUUAACUUUGCAUUUGCAAUUGGUGCAAAAAUACAGAUUUCUGUCGUCUGAAUACACAAAAAGUUGUGUCAUAACUUACCCAGAUAUGUUUUUUUAUCAUUUGAAACCUUUUUAGCUACUGUUUGUUUUCAUUCAACUAACAAACAUAUUCCAAUAAUAAAAGCAGUAUAUACAUAUUUCCUUUCUACAGUUACCUCUGAUUCUCAACAUUUUGUGGGGUAGUGAUUUGGCAAGUGUUUUUUAAAUAAAACAAAUCUCAUUGUAAA